Nannizzia gypsea CBS 118893 is the source of this 3234-nucleotide messenger RNA. Its product is annotated as pyridoxal-dependent decarboxylase domain-containing protein. Gene Ontology annotation, molecular function: pyridoxal phosphate binding; carbon-carbon lyase activity. Gene Ontology annotation, biological process: carboxylic acid metabolic process. Lineage: Eukaryota; Fungi; Ascomycota; Eurotiomycetes; Onygenales; Arthrodermataceae. The coding region runs from base 1 to 3234 and encodes 1077 amino acids. The transcript is spliced from 7 exons. The record is from RefSeq and is a predicted model, not a curated record.
AUGUCGUCCACGUCGUCCCCCGGCCCCAGUCCUCAUGAUAUCAUUAGCUCCUAUUUUAUUGGGCCCAAGGCGGAGAAUCUGGAUAGCUUCCGGACCAAUAUUACUACCAUUUUAGAUGAGUUACGGGAUGCUAGACUCAAUUAUUUUGAGGAAGAUGAGAAAUUCAUCGCGGAAGAUGUCAGAACAUCAGAGAAGUACCAAGGAAUCGUCAAGCAGUUCAAUGAAGCCGUCAGAACGGCUGCUCGGCUUUUGGGAAAACAAUCAGUCCCGUUCUGGUCACCGAGAUAUGAAGGCCACAUGUGCACUGACUUGACAACCCCUGGCCUUCUUGGAUACUUCAUGACGAUGAUCUACAACCCGAACAAUGUUGCUGUGGAAGCAAGUCCAUUGACCACAGUGAUAGAGUUAGAAGUUGGAAAGCAGCUGGCUGAAAUGUUUGGAUAUAACAUUGACCCGAAGAACAAGGACCUUCCCCUGUCAUGGGGACAUGUUACAUCCGGUGGCAGCGUGGCAAACUUAGAGUCCAUUUGGGUUGCACGCAACUUGAAAUUCUACCCGCUCACCCUGUCCUGGGCCAUGAAAGAAGGUUCGCUUUGGUUCAUUGCGGAUAAAUUUAAGGUCACCCCCUGUGUUGGUGAUGAGAAACUGUUUAAAGAUCUUACUACCUGGGAACUGCUCAAUCUGAGCUCUCACACGAUCCUAGGUCUGGCUGACUCCCUACAUGAACAGUUUGGCAUUACGUCCAAGUAUCUUGAGGAAGCACUGAACCCAUAUAGCAUUCAGACCGUUGGAAAAGACAGACUUGAAGCCUACUUUGGUAUAAACAAGCCUAUGAAGUACUUCCACUCUAAGACUAGGCACUACUCAUGGCCGAAGGGAGGUGCCAUUGCCGGCCUCGGAUCGGGGAACAUGCAUGGAAUAAAACUUGACUUGGACGGCUAUAUUGCCCUUGAGGACCUUGAGAUGGAACUCAACCGCUGCCUGAGGGAACAGCAAGCAGUGUUCGCGGUGGUGGCUAUCAUGGGCUCUACUGAAGAGGGUGCCGUAGACCCGCUGAAAGCAAUCAUUGAUAUGAGGAUGGACUUCCAGCGGAAGGGACUAUCAUUCCUAGUUCACGCUGAUGCCGCAUGGGGAGGGUACUUUAGCUCCAUGAUUCCCAAGGAUGUCAAGCUUCCACCAGGGGCCGGAGGUGGAAGUGAGGGUGGCGGUAAAGAUGCUAUAGACAUUGUCCCGUCGCUUCCGCUCAAAGAAAGCACUCUCACUGAUAUGAUUGCACUCAAGGAUGCAGACUCCAUCACUGUGGACCCCCAUAAAGCAGGAUACAUCCCUUAUCCUGCUGGCAGCUUGGUUUACCGUGAUGGACGAAUGAGGUUCUUGGUGACUUGGAGUGCCCCGGUUCUAUCGCAAGGCUCUACACAAAAUAUUGGAAUAUAUGGCGUGGAGGGCAGUAAACCUGGAGCGGCAGCAAUGGCUACCUGGUUCUCAAACACAACCAUUGGCCUCGACCGCAACGGUUACGGCCGCUUGCUAGGAGAAGCAGCUUUUACGAGCGCGCGGUUGUCUGCCCAUUACGCUGCUAUGCAUUACGAAGAAGAGACCGACCCUUCCAAGAAGACAAAGCAUUACAUUUGUAUCCCCUUCAACCGGCUUCCGAUGGAGCAUGCUGGCUAUGAUUCCUUAUCACCUGAAGUCAAUGCGCGGAGGAAAUACGUCCAGCAAAAUAUCCUACACAAGUCCAAUGAGGACCUUAUGAAGAACAAGGAUGACAUGAAAUACCUUCGUGAUCUGGGAUCUGACCUGAACAUCAAUGCUUUCGCACUAAAUUGGUACCGUGAGGAUGGUACUCUGAACGAUGAUCUAGAAGAAGCUAACUACUUCAUGAAGAGAAUCGUGGACCGCCUUUCCAUUACCAGUACUGCUGGAAACCCGAGGGAGAUCCCACUUUACCUAACUUCAACCCAGUUCUCCUCCGAGCUUUAUGGAGAGUGUGCACAGAACUUCAUGAAAAGGUUGCACCUUGCCCCAGCAGCUGAGGACCUGUUUGUUUUCCGCAAUGUGGUGAUGAGUCCCUUCCCGACCCAUAAGCGGUUCAUCUGCUCUUUAAUGGAAGUUUUUGAAAAGGUGAUUGAAGAUGAGGUUAAGAAUGUCUGGGAACGAAACAGACGAGGCAAAUACCAAAGCGUUUUUCUGAUGAGAGGCACUGAUGAGAUAUUUUUGGACUAUCAUACCAGCUUCCACCUGGCCACCCGGCGCCAGCAGAUCAUUCUUGCGGCUCAGCUUGAAGAUGAAAAGGAAAUGAAGGAAUAUUUAGAGUUGAAGAAGCACCAGCCCGGAGACAUAGCCUUCAAAUCCGACGAUUCAUUUGAUUUGGAAGGCUUUGUUGACGACAUCAAGAAUAACAAGCAGCCAACCCUUAAGGGCAUUAUUGGAAUCCGGCAGAAGGACAAGGUGGUGAAGAGUAUGGACUGCAUUAUCAAGGCGACUCGCAUUAUCAAGAGUCGUCCGCUCAACUCGUCCAACCGAGACCACAGCUACCCAGAGCACAACAUGCCAUUUUAUCUGUACGGGACAAAGAAACAGCACCACAUCUCACACAUGCUUCUCAAGUCACCAAAUAUUUGUCUCUCCGCCAGCAACGUGAAACUAGACGCCGGGCUUGACAAGGUGGUCCAUGACAAUAUCAGUCAAGGACUGAUCCUGACGCUGUGUGAUUACCGCGAGGUGACGAUGCAGCCGUUCCCCGAGACCAACCAAGCAAUCAAGAAGGACAAGCACUUCUUCUUCGCCAAGGGCAAGGAGUUCGAUGUCAAGGUGUUCAGGGACCCGAACGCACCCAUUGCCUCCGGGCCGGGCCUUCUCAGCAACCUUGCCACCCCCAUUGCCAGGGGGAAGAUGACGCUGGGCCAAGACUGCCAUGUGGAUGUGGAGUCUCUCAACCAUGAUCCCUUAGCUAAAGUGGCUCUUCCAUUCCAUCCGUGGGAGGAGCUGAAGGAGCUUGAAAGAGUCCUUACGACAACCACUACUGAGUGCGAGGAACAACAGCCUCAGUCUGAGAACGUUCAGCUUGGAGGCGUUCAGCUCGACGCUUCUAUAGCCAUCCAACUCGCUGCUUCUGGAAGUCCUCCCUCUGGAGGUACUGGCACUCCUGAAACGUCUCCUUCUGACGUUACUGACACUCCUCCUGGCGGUGCUGCAUUCUUAACUUUCACUGUUCCACGACCGGGGUUAUUGUAA